AUGCAGUGCUUUCCUUGUGUAUUCAUCAUCCCUUCUUUCCCAGAUUCUCUGGGAUUCUGUCAGUUGUAUUUGCAGUGCUCGACUGAAAGCUGCUUGCAGAGGAAUAAAGGCAGACAGAUCCCUGUAAUGGAUAAGACAAUUCUUCUGAUGGAGAGGAAAAUAGAGAAGCCCAACCCUGAGAAGAAUACUUGGGAAGAGAACAGUCUAUUCCUGGACAGCUCUGGAGGAGACAUAGCAGAUGAUACACGAAUCAAUGACUUGCUGAGUGGAGCCCUGGAAACCCCUAUGCAACCGCUCGAUGAUGAUGAUAAUGAAAGGGAAAGAGAUCGUGAAAUCUGUGCGGCCAGUCUUGUCCAUCAGGCAGAUCAAAGUCUACGACGGCUCAUCUCAGAAACGAUGCAUAAAUUAAAAGGGUCAUCUGCUAGCCAGGAUAUUAAGAGAAUUUCCCAAGAACUCCAAUGUGUAAAGUCUAAGGCUUUGGAACAAUUAAGGGAGCAUAUCACUGUACAGACUGUCCUACCUGACAAAGACAGAAGUUUUGAUGUUCAGUCAUAUUUUACAGAAGAAAAAGAGCGGAUAUUGCAGCCGUUCUUGUGCCAGUCUCAGAAGCCAUGGAUGGAUUGCCAAAAAUCUUCUGCCAUCUCCUAG
Staurois parvus is the source of this 648-nucleotide messenger RNA. The record is from the annotation of a GenBank genome assembly. NCBI's taxonomy places the organism in Eukaryota, Metazoa, Chordata, Amphibia, Anura, Ranidae.